Rhododendron vialii is the source of this 854-nucleotide messenger RNA. Its product is annotated as glutathione S-transferase U7-like. Lineage: Eukaryota; Viridiplantae; Streptophyta; Magnoliopsida; Ericales; Ericaceae. Gene Ontology annotation, molecular function: glutathione transferase activity. Bases 134 to 538 code for a protein of 134 amino acids. The record is from RefSeq and is a predicted model, not a curated record. Gene Ontology annotation, biological process: glutathione metabolic process. The transcript has a single exon. Gene Ontology annotation, cellular component: cytoplasm.
AAUGAGCCAAUCGGUAGGGAGGUGGAAUGUGGGGCUUAAUUUGGAGAAUUGAAAACUGACAUAUGACAAAAUCCCAAGAGAGUGUGCUUAUAAAAGUCCUCAACUAACACAAUUGGCCAAACAAAAAAGCACCAUGGCAGAUGACUUGAAGGUUUUCAGGACAUGGUCAAGUCCAUUUGGGUUAAGAAUCAUCUGGGCAUUGCAACUUAAAGGCCUGGACUACGAAACCAUAUUGGAGGAUCUUUCUCAGAAAAGCCCUCUACUCCUCCAGUAUAAUUCCACCUACAAAAAGAUUCCAGUACUUGUGCACAAUGGAAAACAAAUCUCAGAAUCGCUUGUAAUCCUCGAAUACAUUGAGGAUACAUGGAAGCAGAAUCCUUUAUUACCUGAAGAUCCUCAUGAGAGAGCUAUGGCACGUUUCUUCGCGAAAUUCGUCGAUGAUAGGGUGAACUCUCUCCACUGUCUUGUGAAAAAAAUUCAGUUCAUGGUAAUUGAUAACACCAACUCAAAUCUCAAUAUAAAAGAAAGUGAACUAUAAGGCCCUGUUUGGCUGCGAAGGUAUAGUUUCCAAGAAUUGGAAAACAUCUUUUUGGUGCUCUUACUAAAAAUGUCCUUUUUCUCCCCGGACAUAUUUCCUAAAAAACAAGUUUCAUCAUAACUCGUAAGGCUUCGGUUUUGUAAAACAUAAACAGAAGCCAAAAAUGAUGCUGAACGGACCCUAGGCUUGCCUCUCUACUCUAUCAGCUCCAAUAAGCCAUCAAGUCUCUUGCUGCCCAUUCUUAUAUCCUAACUAUAUCUUUUUACUAAUUUAAAUGUCGCUUUUUGAAUCAGUAAUCGACGUGCUUGGCACUGGA